Molecule: messenger RNA, 3199 nt
Organism: Camellia sinensis
Lineage: Eukaryota; Viridiplantae; Streptophyta; Magnoliopsida; Ericales; Theaceae
Source: RefSeq, a predicted model, not a curated record
UGUCUGUGUCUCUCUCUCUCUCUCUCUCUGUUUCUUCAAAACAUCACAUUCUGAUUCAGCUGAACAUUUCCACAAACACUUCGCCACACUCUUUGACAGAACAACCCAUCACUCCCCAAAACCCUACAAUUUCUCAGUCCUGAUCGUCUUUUUCCGGCAUGUUACUCCGGCACCAUCCAAUACCCAUCUCCCCGGCGUCAAAUUUUCCUAGUUAAAUGCCCCCAAAAGCCCAUAAUUCUCACCCAACCCAACUGUUUUCAACAAUGUUCUUUGCCUGCCUUUGAUUCUCUCAAAUACCCACCAAUCUCAUCACAACCACAACCCAUUUGUUAAUUUCAGUCUUCAAUGGCUGAUUCAUCUUCAACUCCUCUUUCAUUCACUGAAGAUGUGGCUGUGAAAGCCGUGAACAAGCGAUACGAAGGUCUAGUCACGGUUCGAACCAAGGCGAUCAAAGGGAAAGGAGCUUGGUACUGGGCACAUUUCGAACCCAUUUUGAUUCGAAACCCAGAGACAACUCUUCCAAAGGCUGUCAAGCUCAAAUGCACUCUCUGCGACUCUGCUUUUUCGGCUUCGAACCCAUCUCGCACUGCUUCGGAGCAUCUCAAGAGAGGGACUUGCCCCAAUUUCACUUCCUUUUUGAAACCCAUUUCGUCAAUACCAGUCUCGCAACUGCCUCCUUUGUCUUCUCCUCCUCCUUCUCAGAAUCAUCGGAAGCGAAAUUCGCAACAUACCAACACUUCUUCGUCACGGUUUAGCGGCGUAUUGGGUUACACCCCAGUACAGUUUGAGCGAAACCCAGUUGGUUCUGUGAGUCCUACUGGGCUGAAUCAACAGAAUUUGGUUUUAUCGGGUGGAAAAGAAGAUUUGGGUGCUUUGGCAAUGUUGGAAGAUAGUGUGAAGAAGCUCAAGAGCCCCAAAUCUUCGCCUGGUCCAGCUUUGAGUAAGUGCCAGGUUGAUUCGGCAUUCGAUUUUCUUGCAGAUUGGUUCUAUGAGUCUUGUGGGUCGGUUUCAAUUUCGAGCCUUGAGCACCCAAAGUUCAAAGCUUUUCUUAACCAGGUCGGCUUGCCUGCCUUGUCCCGGCGGGAGUUUUCGUGUGCAAGGCUUGAUACGAAAUUUGGUGAAGCGAAAAAGGAGUCAGAAGCUAGAAUUAGAGAGGCUAUGUUCUUCCAAGUUGCUUCUGAUGGGUGGAAGAGCAAGAAUUGUAGCCAUGGGGAAGAGAAUUUAGUCAAGUUUAUGGUAAAUCUUCCAAAUGGGACUAGUGUCUUCCAGAAGGCGGUACUUACUGGUGGUUCUGUACCGUCGAAGUAUGCAGAGGAGAUUUUGUGGGAUGCGAUAACAGAUAUAUGUGGAAGUGUUGUGCAUAGAUGUGUAGGUAUAGUUUCUGAUAAGUAUAACGCUAAAGCAUUGAGGAAUUUGGAGAUUCAGAAUCUUUGGAUGGUUAAUUUAUCUUGUCAGCUUCAGGGGUUUAUUAGUUUGAUAAAAGAUUUUAUCAAAGAGCUUCCACUUUUUAAGGCCGUCACUGAUAAUUGCUUGAAGAUUGCGAAUGUUUUUAAUAGUAAGUCUCGGGUUAGGAAUAGUUUCCACAAGUUUCGGUCAGAGGAUGUUGAGCUUCCUGGGUUGAUUAGAGUUCCUCCACCUAAAUGUGAUAACGGGAAGAACUUUGCUUCCGUCAUUGUGAUGCUGGAGGAUAUAUUGAGCUGUGCUCAGGUUCUUCAUCUAGUAGUGUUGGAUAAUUCGUAUAAGGUGGUAUGUGCGGAGGAUCCAAUGGCAAGGGAAGUUGCGGCGAUAAUUCAAGAUGUGGGCUUUUGGAAUGACUUGGACGCUGUUCAUUCACUAGUGAAACUGAUUAGAGGCAUGGCUGAAGAGAUUGAGGCUGAGAAGCCAUUAGUUGGGCAAUGCCUUCCACUUUGGGAAGAAUUGAAGAGAAAAGUGAAGGACUGGUGUGCCAAAUUCAGGGUGGCUGAAUGUCCUGUUGAGAAGAUUGUUGAAAAGAGAUUUAAGAAAAAUUACCACCCGGCAUGGUCAGCUGCUUUUAUUCUCGACCCACAAUACUUGAUGAGGGAUGCAAGCGGAAAAUACCUUCCGCCAUUCAAGUGCUUGACACUCGAGCAAGAGAAGGAUGUGGAAAGGCUUAUAACUCGAUUGGUUUCAAGGGACGAGGCUCAUAUUGCGUUGAUGGAACUCAUGAAAUGGAGAUCAGAAGGGCUAGACCCAUUAUAUGCACAGGCAGUUCAGGUAAAACAGCGAGACCCUUUGACAGGAAAGAUGAAAAUUGCAAACCCUCAAAGCAGUAGAUUAGUGUGGGAGACUUGUCUAAAAGAGUUUAAGUUGUUGGGGAAUGUUGCAGUGAGGCUUCUCUUCCUUCAUGCUACCUCAUUUGGGUUUAAGUGCAAUUGGUCAUCUAUGAGAUGGGUUUGUGUGCAACGAAACUCAAGCGUGGGCCUGGAUAGGGCUCAGAAAAUGAUUUUUAUUGCUGCUCAUGCAAAGCUUGAAAGGCGUGAUUUUUCGAGUGAUGAAGAAAAGGACGCAGAGUUGUUAGCAAUGACAAGCAGUGAGGAUGGUGACAUGAUCAAUGAGGCCUUUGCAGAUGCAUCCUCGGUGUAAUGUUUUCUUUUUUAAGUCCUGUAAACUUCUGAAACCGCUGGGCCCGCUCUUUUGAAUUUUUAUCCUCACGUUGAGAAACUGGAGUUUUGCAUUGUCAUCAAUUAGAGUUGCUAUGAUUGCUAAAAGGUCUUGAGCAAACUGGAAGCAAGAGAGGCUGUUGACAUGGCUGAAAGGAUUGAGCAACGAACUUGGGCUGAUUUUCAUGCUGGGAGCAUCUUUGACUUAUUUCAAGAGCAACUAAAAUUCGGUGGAGCCUUGAAAGACAGCGGAUAUUGUCGGCAAGGCUGACUAAUACUGACUGCUCACCAACCAGAGGAAUGAGGAUAAAGCUUUUUCGCUCGUAUGGUAUGUCUUCAUUGUUCAUUCCACUCAUGUUUUUUGUAAAAGGGGAAAGAGAUACAAUGAUUAGUAUUGGACACCACUCUCUUUAUACAGGAAUCUUCCUCUUUUAAUGCCUUCUCAUAAUUAACCACCUCUCUUCUUCUUUUUUUCAUCUUUCUUUUAUUUCCACUUAUUCAACCCUUGAUUGUUUUUGAAUUUGAACAUAAGGAUGUAAUGUAAGUCAUAAUUGUAAUUCGUUGGUAUAUUUUUCAAA